Besnoitia besnoiti is the source of this 864-nucleotide messenger RNA. RefSeq names its product Fe-S protein assembly co-chaperone HscB protein. The record is from RefSeq and is a predicted model, not a curated record. Gene Ontology annotation, biological process: [2Fe-2S] cluster assembly; protein complex oligomerization. The transcript has 8 exons. Gene Ontology annotation, molecular function: protein-folding chaperone binding; ATPase activator activity. Lineage: Eukaryota; Apicomplexa; Conoidasida; Eucoccidiorida; Sarcocystidae. Bases 1 to 864 code for a protein of 287 amino acids.
AUGGACGUACAACGUCCGCGUGAGCCGGAGAGCGGUUCCGUAUUUGGCUGCGAGUUCUUGGUCACGCAGAGCUUGUUUCAGCCCCGCUCGACACCUUUCGUCGCCUUCAGUCAGAGGACGUUUUGCUCCGCACACUCUGGGCAGCCAUCUGAAUAUGGAAGCAGCGCCGCUGCCGCCAGAACCAAAGGCAAGGCGGGGCCAGGGGAGCCUCUGCGCCAUGAUCUUACGGAGACGGAGGUCACAUGCCCCUGCUGCGGUGCGCUCGCGGGCCAAAAACACCAGAUCUUCUGCGAGAGCUGCGGAGACGUCCUGGAGCCACGCUACGACGACAACGCAGAAAACGGCGGCCUUUCCUACUUCGACCUUCUUGAACUGUCACCCGUUUUCGACGUAGAUCGAGCCGCUUUGGAUGCGAAGUACAAGCAACUCGAAAAGCGUCUGCAUCCCGACAGGCAUCCACAUGCCGAUCAAACCUACCAUGACAGACUGGAGAAGCAUCGAAUGAAAGUUAUCGAGGCGGUGAACACAAUAAAGAAUCCGGCGCGACGCGCUCUGCAUUUGCUCGCGCACCAUUGCGGCGCCCCCCAACCGCCUCUGGAAGAAGGAGCUGAAGGUGACCGCGUCACGGACAUGGACCUUCUUAUGGAAGUCUUCGAGCUGAACGAGGCGCUCGAAGCGGUGGUUUCGCGGGAACAGUUGGAGGACUUCAAAAGGCGGGUGGACCAUCUUUUGGCUGAAGACGAGAAGUCCCUGGCAAGCCGAUUUCAAGAACAGAACUUCGACGAAAUUCAGCGUUUAAUACAUCGCUACCAGAUGCACGCUAGACUUCAAGAUAGCAUCACGAAUUGGAGUCCGCCUGAAUAA